This is a messenger RNA of Morchella importuna, 486 nucleotides long. RefSeq lists its product as uncharacterized. Lineage: Eukaryota; Fungi; Ascomycota; Pezizomycetes; Pezizales; Morchellaceae. The record is from RefSeq and is a predicted model, not a curated record. Bases 1 to 486 code for a protein of 161 amino acids. The transcript has a single exon.
AUGAAAAUCAUAGUGUCCUUACAACACGCUCAAUCCAAAAUCCGUUUUACUUUAGGCGGUUCAAGUGGGACAUCACCAAAUAACCAGACGCUACUUGGUAUUAUUGCUAACUUUACCGACGAAGAUAGGGUGCUACGGGAGUCAGUUUACAGACUAAAGGGUAUUAAGGUAUCAAAUAUGGAUCAGAAUAUGGCACACAUUAUUGGUACUAUUAUCGAGGAUUACAGUAUCAAAUCACAGUUCGGAUAUGGUAUGAUGGACUAUGCAUCCAACAAUGAUACACCGUUUCAACAUCUUCGUUCGUUCCUACAAGAAGCCAGAAUGCAACUGAACCAUGAACAGUGCCGACUCCGUUAUAAAGGACACAUAAUUAACUUUAGUGUCAACGAUUUUCUAUUUGGCUCUGGUAGCGAUAUGGUGGAGGAUGGGAUAUUUACUAAAAGACCGCUGAAGGCAUUGAUAACUGUCGUAAGGAAAGGCCAUUAG